UCCUAGCUGCCUCUCGGGUGUUGAGAAGCAACCCUCCCGCUGACCUGGGCGUCCUGCCUCCCAGCCCCUGUAAUUAGACUGCUUCCCCACGCCGGGUUUGCUCCCAUUCCUAGGCUUCCCAUGGCUGGGAGGGAUGAAAGGUAGAAGCCUCUGUGAUUAUGGAGAUGACAGCCUGUUAGGGCUCCCAGACACCCAGAUUCAGCCCACCCCUGACUUUGGGGGCCAGGAGACAGCCAUGAUGCUCGACUGGAAACUACUGGGGAUCUUGGUCCUUUGUCUGUUCGCCGGAGGCAUAUCAGGCAGCGGGGACCACCCGUCUCCCCCUCCCACAGAGGCCCCAGAGGAGGAGGGCUCCCCAACAUGGCCUCAGGGGCCCCCAGUCCCCGGUGAACCCUGGCCAGGGGUACCCCCUAUCUUUGAGGACCCUCCACCUCCAGGCCCCAAUCGUCCCUGGAGAGACCUGCCUGACACCGGAGUCUGGCCCCCAGAACCCCCUACAACUAAUCCCCCUGAACCUCCCCGGCCCGACGACCCGUGGCCAGCGGGACCCCAGCCUCCAGAGAACCCCUGGCCACCUGCCCCUGAGGUGGACCACGGACCUCAGAAGGAGCCAGACCUUGACCCGCCCCGGGAAGAGUACAGAUAGUGGCGGUCCUCACCCCCACCGCGCCCAGGCGCCACGCAGGGAGAGCAGCCUGUCCUCCAGGCAGAGUGCAACGGAGCCCUUCUGAUUCCCCUAAAAUUCGCUUUGGGUCAACUCCUUAAUUCCCAUCCUCAUUUCCUCAAUUUUAUUCUGAACCCGGAGGGUGUCGCCUCUUUAGAUCCUUAUCUGUCCCCAUUUCGCCCCCCUGUUUUCCGAUAGCCGAAGCACGCACCUCUACCUCACUCCAGUGCUCUGCCUCCUCCCGCCUCCCGCCUCGGCUCCCGCCUCCUCCCCUCCCUCCCCUACCCCCUCCCCCGCCCCGGGGGCAGGGCUGGCCGCACUGUGCUCUCUGCUGCCAC
Choloepus didactylus (southern two-toed sloth) is the source of this 1002-nucleotide messenger RNA. RefSeq names its product psoriasis susceptibility 1 candidate 2 (gene PSORS1C2). The transcript has 3 exons. The record is from RefSeq and is a predicted model, not a curated record. The coding region runs from base 134 to 646 and encodes 170 amino acids. Lineage: Eukaryota; Metazoa; Chordata; Mammalia; Pilosa; Megalonychidae.